Macrosiphum euphorbiae (potato aphid) is the source of this 567-nucleotide messenger RNA. NCBI's taxonomy places the organism in Eukaryota, Metazoa, Arthropoda, Insecta, Hemiptera, Aphididae. The record is from the annotation of a GenBank genome assembly.
AUGUCUGAAGAAAGAAAAUUUGAAUCGGGGGCAAAAAAAAGAGCAAAAAAGAAAAGUCAACUUCUUGUAGCAGUUCGUGAAUGUAAAACUCAAACCAAAUUUUUUUUUACACCUAACAGUGAUACGUUAAAAAAUAUACCUGUAAUGAAGUCUGUGAUUAAUGAAAUUGAUGAAAUAAAUACAAUUAACAAUACAAUACCUGGAUCAAACCCAAUUAAUAAUGAAAUAGAUACAAUUAACAAUAAAAUACCUGAAUCAAACACAAUUAAUAAUGAAAUGAAUACAAUUAACAAUACAAUAACUGAAUUGAACACAAAAAAUAAUGAAAAAACAGAAUUAAAUAUGAAAACUAAGCUUGAUAUUCUAGAUUACCUAAUUACCGUAACGACAUCAGACAAACCAAAAAUUACAAAUGAGUUGUUACAAUCUCUAGUAAAAUAUGGGGCAUGUCAACCGUUUGAAAAAGACAUGACAAAUAAUACUUUUCCGAUAGAUCCUAAGACAAAACGUCAUUUUUCAUCAUCUUAUUAUUUUAUAAAAAAUUCUAUGAACGAGAUAACCAAGUAG